Messenger RNA from Emys orbicularis (European pond turtle), 1998 nucleotides. RefSeq names its product immunoglobulin like domain containing receptor 2 (gene ILDR2). Gene Ontology annotation, cellular component: membrane. The transcript is spliced from 10 exons. Gene Ontology annotation, biological process: pancreas development. The record is from RefSeq and is a predicted model, not a curated record. Bases 1 to 1998 code for a protein of 665 amino acids. Lineage: Eukaryota; Metazoa; Chordata; Testudines; Emydidae.
AUGCCGCCGAUUUUUGGCGGCAUUUCGGCGGCAACACCUCUGAAUGACGCGGCAUUUCGGUGGCGACGCCUAUUGACGUUGCCGCUUGUCGGCGGCAUUUUGGCGGCAUUUUGGCACCUGCCAGACAAAAAAGCACUUGCUGAGGGACUGCAGGUCACGGUGCCUGAAAAGAAGAAGGUUGCUAUGCUGUUUCAGCCUGCCCUGCUUCGCUGCCACUUUUCUACUUCCUCCACCCAGCCGGCUGUGGUGCAAUGGAGGUUUAAAUCCUACUGCCAAGACCGCACGGGAGAAGCUUUGGGUCUGGCCACCUCAGGGAUACAAGCGGUGAGCAAAAGGAACCUGGAGUGGGAUCCCUACCUGGACUGCGUGGACAGCAGAAGGACGGUCCGUGUCGUAGCUUCCAAGCAGGGAUCCGCGGUCACAAUAGGGGACUUCUAUAAGGAAAGAGAUGUCACCAUUGUCCAUGAUGCAGACCUCCAUAUUGGGAAGCUGAUGUGGGGAGACAGUGGGCUCUAUUACUGUCUCAUCAUCACCCCUGACGACUUGGAGGGCAAGAAUGAGGAGUCAGUGGAGCUGCUGGUUCUGGGCAGGACAGGGCUGCUUGCUGAUCUCUUGCCCAGUUUUGCUACGGAGAUUAUGCCAGAGUGGGUGUUUGUGGGCCUGGUGAUCCUGGGGGCUUUCCUGUUUUUUCUCCUGGUUGGGAUCUGCUGGUGCCAGUGCUGCCCACAUAGCUGCUGCUGCUACGUCCGCUGCCCCUGCUGUCCAGAUUCCUGCUGCUGUCCACGGGCAUUGUAUGAAGCAGGCAAGGCUGCAAAAGCUGGAUACCCAUCUGCUGUCACCUCCAUCCCAGGUCCUUACUACAUCCCCACUGUUCCGGGAGCUGGCGUGCCAUCUCCUGUUGUGCUGAUGGAGAAGUCGCAUCCCCCUCCCCUAGCACCAAGUGACUCCAGUGGAGGAAGCCAAAAUGUGCGCAAGGGGUACAGGAUCCAGGCCGACAAGGAGAGGGACUCCAUGAAGGUGUUGUACUACGUCGAGAAAGAACUGGCACAAUUUGACCCAGCCAGGAGGAUGCGAGAGCGAUAUAACAACACCAUCUCUGAACUCAGCUCCCUGCACGAGGACUCGAACUUCCGUCAGCCUUACCGGCAGGUGCGAAGAAAACCCCUCCCUCCUGCGGGGGACCUGGAUGGUGAUGCGGAGUACUGGGCAGGGGUGAUCAGCGGAGGUGGUGCAUCAAGGACACAGGCGGUUUCUGAUUACAGGGAGGAGAGGGACAACUUUAAGCACAGCCAGCAGAGAUCGAAAUCGGAAAUGCUGUCAAGGAAGAACUUCUCUGUGGGCGUGCCGGCUGUCUCCAUGGACGAGCUGGCGGCCUUCGCAGAGUCCUACAGCCAGCGCGCCCGCCGGACAGAUGGUGGCCAGGAGCCCCGGCGUUUCGAGAGGUCGGAGUCGCGAGGGGGACGCGGCGGGGUGGUGCAGCACCAGGACAGCUCCUCGGAGGAGUACUAUGGCAAGCGCAGGGGAAACCGCGAGCCGCUGACAGACUCGGAUCGGGGCUGGUCAUACAGCCCACCCAGGAGACGGGCCCAUGAUGAGAAGCACCUGCCCAGGCUGGUGAGCCGGACGCCUGGAGGGAGUCAGAAGUAUGACCACUCCUACCUCAGCAGCGUUCUAGAGAGGAAGUCCCGGAGCUAUGAGGAGAGUGGCGAACGGAGUGAGACACCCUCGAAGCUGAGCUCGCAGCCCAGCCAGCGAGGGGGAACGUAUUACGCCUGGUCACCGCCAUCCACCUACAAAGCAGGGCAGCAGCAGCAGCAGCAGCCGCCAAAGCAAGAGGAAGGAGAAGACACCCUGCCUCCAUACAGCGAGAGGGAGCUGAGCCGAGGCCCUUCGUACAGGACCAGGGAGCAGACUUACCUCAACGCCCCGGACAAGAAGAGGAAAAAGGAGCCCAAGAAAACAAAUGAUUUCCCAACCAGGAUGUCCCUUGUGGUUUGA